Messenger RNA from Choloepus didactylus (southern two-toed sloth), 2571 nucleotides. It is a transcript of the gene ANAPC7, whose product is annotated as anaphase promoting complex subunit 7. The transcript is spliced from 11 exons. Lineage: Eukaryota; Metazoa; Chordata; Mammalia; Pilosa; Megalonychidae. Gene Ontology annotation, biological process: cell division. The record is from RefSeq and is a predicted model, not a curated record. Gene Ontology annotation, molecular function: protein binding. Bases 452 to 1948 code for a protein of 498 amino acids.
CCGAGGGCCCGGCCCGGGCUCAGGGGUCAGCGAGGGCCUCGUCGCACGGAGCCGGCUUAGGAUGGCGAGCCGGCUGGACUGGGCGCCUGCGUGGUCCCCGGCGUGGAGACGAGGUCCCUGCGGGCAGCGGCUUGGAGGAGUGGGAAGCAGGCGGCUCUGAGAACGACCCUGUUGAGGGUCCUCCCCAAACCCUGGGAGCGAAGGGUUUUCCCGGGCACCUGGCGCCGAGCAGAGAGGCUGUCGCGUCCCUGGAUUGAUUCCUCCUGUCCCGGCUCCUUCCCAGAGGACCUUUUCCCUCUCGCUGCAGCUCAGAGGGGCCCAGCCUCCUGGUUUUUAUACCUUCGCCCCCAUUGAGUUAUUCUCCCCGUCCCAGAAGUACCAGCUUUUGGUGUAUCAUGCAGAUUCUCUGUUUCAUGAUAAGGAAUAUCGGAAUGCUGUGAGUAAGUAUACCAUGGCUUUACAGCAAAAGAAAGCCCUAAGUAAAACUUCAAAAGUGAGACCUUCAACUGGAAAUUCUGCGUCUGCUCCACAAAGUCAGUGUCUUCCAUCUGAAAUUGAAGUGAAAUACAAAAUGGCUGAAUGUUACACAAUGUUGAAACAAGAUAAAGAUGCCAUUGCUAUACUUGACGGGAUCCCUUCAAGGCAGAGAACUCCCAAAAUAAAUAUGAUGCUGGCAAACCUCUACAAGAAGGCUGGUCAGGAGCGCCCUUCCGUCACCAGCUACAAGGAAGUGCUAAGGCAGUGCCCGUUAGCCCUUGAUGCCAUUCUAGGUUUGCUGUCCCUUUCUGUAAAAGGUGCAGAGGUGGCAUCGAUGACAAUGAACGUGAUCCAGACUGUGCCUAACUUGGACUGGCUCUCUGUGUGGAUCAAAGCAUAUGCUUUUGUGCACACUGGUGAUAACUCAAGAGCAAUCAAUACCAUCUGUUCACUAGAGAAAAAAUCAUUAUUGCGAGAUAAUGUGGAGCUACUGGGAAGCUUAGCAGAUCUUUACUUCAGAGCUGGAGACAAUAAAAACUCUGUCCUCAAGUUUGAACAGGCGCAGAUGUUGGAUCCUUAUCUGAUAAAAGGAAUGGAUGUAUAUGGCUACCUCCUGGCCCGAGAAGGGCGGCUGGAGGACGUGGAGAACCUUGGCUGCCGCCUUUUCAAUAUUUCUGAUCAGCACGCAGAGCCCUGGGUGGUCUCUGGGUGUCAUAGCUUCUAUAGCAAACGUUAUUCCCGGGCCCUCUAUUUAGGAGCUAAGGCCAUUCAGCUGAACAGUAAUAGUGUUCAAGCUUUGUUACUUAAGGGAGCAGCUCUUAGGAACAUGGGCAGAGUCCAAGAAGCAAUAAUCCACUUCCGGGAGGCCAUACGGCUUGCACCUUGUCGCUUAGAUUGUUAUGAAGGUCUCAUCGAAUGUUACUUAGCCUCCAACAGUAUUCGUGAAGCAAUGGUGAUGGCUAACAAUGUAUACAAAACUCUCGGAGCAAAUGCACAAACCCUUACCCUUUUAGCAACUGUUUGUCUUGAAGACCCAGUCACACAGGAGAAAGCCAAGACUUUAUUAGAUAAAGCCCUGACCCAAAGGCCAGAUUACAUUAAGGCCGUGGUGAAAAAAGCAGAACUACUUAGCAGAGAACAGAAAUAUGAAGAUGGAAUUGCUUUGCUGAGGAACGCACUAGCUAAUCAGAGUGACUGUGUCUUGCAUCGGAUCCUAGGAGAUUUCCUUGUAGCUGUCAAUGAGUAUCAGGAAGCAAUGGACCAGUAUAGUAUAGCACUAAGUUUGGACCCCAAUGACCAGAAGUCUCUAGAGGGGAUGCAGAAGAUGGAGAAGGAGGAGAGUCCCACGGAUGCCACUCAGGAGGAGGAUGUGGACGACAUGGAAGGGAGUGGGGAAGAAGGGGACCUGGAGGGCAGCGACAGUGAGGCGGCCCAGUGGGCUGACCAGGAGCAGUGGUUCGGCAUGCAGUGAGGCCAGCCCUGCUCUGAGCUCUUCCUGGUGGACUGAAGGACCCUGGGAGCCCGCGCUCUGGGAGGACAUGAUUGCAGCAGGGGUCUCUGCUCCUCGUCCCGUAUUUCUAGUAAUGACUUCCAUUUUCAAACCAAGACCGACCAACCUUCCAUACAUCUCCAUCCUCCCCCAUCCUGCCAGGGAGGAUGGUGGGAGCACUCUGAGGCUCACAAACAUGGUGGGGCUUCUGGGACAAAGAGUGUUUUUUUCUAACUAAUUCUAAAUCUGAAAGCUCUAAAUCACAACAAUUGUCUGUGAAGUUGCAAAUGAGUUUAAAGGACUGACCCGUCAUCCCAGAGUGAAGGGGUCCUCUCCCCAGUUAGAUGGCAGUGUGGGGUGGCCCUUGCAGAGUGGGUUUCCUGUUCCUUGAAGUAAUGGUCCUGGGCUGUCCAAAACUUCCGUGGUAACCUUGCUUCUUUCUGCAACGUUAGCAAUGCCUUAAGCUGACAGUUGCUGUUUUGCAGAACAGUUUUCCUAUUUGUUGAUCUAGUGACCCUGGGCCAGAUCUGAGAAACUGCUGUCACCCAGAGCAUGAACAGAGGUGCACUUGGGGCAAUUAACUAAUAAAACUGUUUUUUUGUACA